Lasiodiplodia theobromae is the source of this 939-nucleotide messenger RNA. RefSeq lists its product as uncharacterized. NCBI's taxonomy places the organism in Eukaryota, Fungi, Ascomycota, Dothideomycetes, Botryosphaeriales, Botryosphaeriaceae. The record is from RefSeq and is a predicted model, not a curated record. The coding region runs from base 1 to 939 and encodes 312 amino acids. The transcript has 2 exons.
AUGCCUUCCGCCGUGCGCCCGGAAGACGUCGCCUUCAAUCGCGUCAGCGUCGCCCUCGCUCGCAGCCAGAGUCUGGUCGCGUCAUGGCUGCCCCCGCGCUCCACUGAAGAUGAGGCCGCGCAAAAGACACCCGAGCAGCUGCAGAAGGAGGAAUCUGCCCUGUUUACUGCUGGUUCCGACAUCCUAGGCGUCGGCGCUGAGCCACCGAAAGAUAUCCUGGACGGUAGCUUCAAGCGCAACCAGCUCUCUUCCAACGAGCGCCUCCGCCAGCAGAUCCUCGGCAAGAACGCUGCUAAGAGCCGUGGCGUCCAGUCGUCAGACCAAAAAUCUACCGCCGCCGCCCACCUGCCGAGCAAGAAAUUGGAACGACCAACGAAGCCUGUGAGAGCCCAGGACGACAGCGAUGAGGAGGAGGAUGGGCGUGCGGCUAUGUUCAAGUCGAAAAGGAAGGCUGCCCUGACUCCAGUAAAAAAAGAGGCAUCGAAGGGAGAAGAGAGCGGAUCCGAGGAGGAGGCAAAGGGCAGGGCGGCGCCUAAACAGGCGAAUACAGCGGCAGCACAAGCGCAGGAGAAGUCGAGGAAGCGACCCGUCAGUUUUCUGGAUGAGCUGCUGGAGGAGCGCACGAAGAAGAAGAAUAAAAAGCAAAAGGCUCAGGCAGGGGCUCAGGUGAAGGCAGCGGUAGAGGAGCCGAAGGACGAUUCACGGGAGCAAAAGUCCGAGUCCGCCCCCGCAACCAAGCAAAUGGCAGACGAAGAAGACUCUGCGGAUGGGUCUGACAAAGCCACUUCGAAACCAGCACCGGCAAAAGUUUCUAUACAACAUGGAGACUCUGGUGACGCUGCCGUCGCUGCGGAGAACGCUCUGUUGGACCGCUCUGACAAGAAGAAAAAGAAAAAGAAGAAGAAGAAGAACAAGGGCGAGGCAACACAAGAGCCUUAA